AAAUAACAUGCAUUUAAAUGAUUAGCCCAGUUCCUGGCUCAUACUAAGUGCUCAAUAAAUGUUUGCUGCUGCAAUAUGGUUAUUCAGUUCAUUGCCAACAUUUUCCAGCUUUACCCUGUCUUUGGAAAAAGAACGCUACCUGAAGAAUUUUUGCCCUUUUGAGACCCAGGAAGAUGAAGGUCAUCACUUGUGAAAUAGCGUGGCACAACAAGGAGCCGGUGUAUAGCCUGGACUUCCAGUAUGGGAUGGCUGGGCGGAUCCACAGACUGGCCUCUGCAGGGGUGGACACCACUGUCAGGAUCUGGAAAGUUGAAAAAGGACCAGAUGGAAAAGCGAUUGUGGAAUUUUUGUCUAAUCUUGCUCGUCAUACCAAAGCUGUCAACGUUGUACGUUUUUCUCCAUCUGGGGAGAUUUUAGCAUCAGGAGGAGAUGAUGCUGUCAUUCUGCUGUGGAAGGUGAAUGAUAACAAGGAGCCUGAACAGAUUGCUUUUCAGGAUGAGGAUGAGGCUCAGCUGAAUAAGGAGAAUUGGACUGUUGUAAAAACCCUGAGGGGUCACUUGGAAGAUGUAUAUGAUAUUUGCUGGGCAACUGAUGGGAAUUUAAUGGCUUCUGCCUCUGUGGAUAACACAGCUAUCAUAUGGGAUGUCAAUAAAGGACAGAAGAUUUCCAUUUUUAAUGAACAUAAAAGUUACGUACAAGGAGUAACCUGGGACCCUUUGGGCCAGUAUAUUGCUACCCUGAGCUGUGACAGGGUGCUGCGGGUGUACGGCACACAGAAGAAACGUGUGGCCUUUAAUGUUUCAAAGAUGCUCUCUGGAAUAGGGGCUGAAGGAGAGGCAAGAAGUUAUCGGAUGUUUCAUGAUGACAGCAUGAAAUCAUUCUUUCGUAGACUUAGUUUUACUCCUGAUGGAUCUUUGCUCCUCACACCAGCUGGAUGCGUGGAAUCUGGUGAAAAUGUAACAAAUACAACUUAUGUUUUCUCCAGGAAAAAUCUUAAAAGGCCUAUUGCUCAUCUUCCAUGUCCUGGAAAAGCAACGCUUGCUGUUCGCUGCUGUCCAGUCUACUUUGAAUUGAGGCCGGUAGUGGAAACAGACAAAUCAUCACCAGAGCCAGGUCAGGAACUGAUAAACCUGCCCUACCGCUUGGUGUUUGCCGUGGCUUCGGAAGACUCCGUGCUUUUAUAUGACACCCAGCAGGCUUUCCCUUUUGGUUAUGUGUCUAACAUACAUUAUCACACCCUGAGUGACAUUUCAUGGUCCAGCGAUGGGGCCUUCCUGGCCAUUUCUUCCACAGACGGUUAUUGUUCAUUUGUGACGUUUGAGAAGGAUGAACUUGGAAUCCCUUUGAAAGAGAAGCCAGUUUUGAGCGUGAGUACUCCUGACACAGCAAAGAAAACGAAGAGUCAGAUACACCAGGGGUCUUCGCCAGGACCCAGAUCGGUGGAGGGAACCCCCACCAGCAGGACCCAGGACCCCAGCAGUCCCAGCACCAUCCCCUCUCAGGCCAAGCUGUCCCCAACCCCACCUGCAGUCAAGGACAUGCCCUCAAUGACCCCUGGUGUCAAAGGCACCUUGCCAGGGUCUGCAGAAGAGAAGAAGACCCCGCAGCCCAGUGGUCCCAGCAUGAAAGCCCACCUACCCCGCAGGGUCACUCUGAACACGCUGCAGGCCUGGAGCAAGACACCGCCCCGGAGGAUUAACUUAAUACCCUUAAAGACAGAUACUCCACCAAAUUCUGUACCAGCCAGUGUAAUAUUCACCCCUUCCACAGAAGAAAUUCAGUCAGAGGUACCUGGAGACCCUCAGUGCUGUCACCCAGAGCUCAAACGUCCCAGGCUCAGUGAAAACAGUGACAACACCCAGAGUGUGGACCCUUGA
This is a messenger RNA of Trichechus manatus latirostris (Florida manatee), 1877 nucleotides long. RefSeq names its product chromatin assembly factor 1 subunit B (gene CHAF1B). The record is from RefSeq and is a predicted model, not a curated record. NCBI's taxonomy places the organism in Eukaryota, Metazoa, Chordata, Mammalia, Sirenia, Trichechidae. Gene Ontology annotation, biological process: nucleosome assembly; DNA replication-dependent chromatin assembly. Gene Ontology annotation, cellular component: CAF-1 complex; nucleus. Gene Ontology annotation, molecular function: protein binding. The transcript is spliced from 13 exons. The coding region runs from base 174 to 1877 and encodes 567 amino acids.